AUGCUACCUCUACAUCACAUCCAUGGGACUGUCAAUGCUAUCCUGGCCCCGGUACUUGCUGGCUCAUCUAUUGAAUUUACAUAUCCCUUCAAUCCUACAGCGGUAUGGAAGAGACUAGCUAAGCCAUUUCUCCCUCAGUCCACGGCCAAUCCACCACCAAAACCUAUAAACUUCCUCACAGCGGUUCCAACUAUCUAUCACCGUCUUCUGAAUACAUUUGAUUUACUCUCUGAUACCACCAAACAGGCCGCCAAGGAUGCCAUUUCGCCGGGAAAUCUACGGCUAAAUAUUUCCGGUUCUGCUGCAUUACCGACGCCUACAAAAGGGGCAUGGACUGACCUUAGUGGAGGGAAUGUCCUUCUUGAACGAUAUGGUAUGACUGAAGUGGGCAUGGCUCUCAGUUGUGGCCUAGAAUUCAAUGAUAGAAUAGAUGGAAGUGUUGGAUGGCCGCUUCCAUCUGUUGAGGUCAGACUAUUCGACCUUGAUAAACAAGCAGUUAUACGCCCUGGGGAAGAGCUUGACCAGGACGGCCGUGAGAGGGUCGGAGAGAUCCAGCUACGAGGUCCAACCAUAUUCAAAGAGUAUUGGCAAAAUAAGCAAGCCACCGAGGAAUCAUUUACUGAAGACCCUGAUGGUAGAGGCAAAUGGUUCAAGACAGGGGAUAUGGCUAUUCGAAAGCCAGUUGAUGGCGCUGGGCAAGGUGAAAGCACCUGGGCCAAAGGCCCAUUAUACUUUAUCCAAGGCCGCCAGAGUGUGGACAUUAUUAAGGUCGGAGGAGAAAAGGUGAGCGCACUAGAAGUUGAGCGUGAAAUUCUCUCCCUGUAA
Molecule: messenger RNA, 825 nt
Organism: Trichophyton rubrum CBS 118892
Lineage: Eukaryota; Fungi; Ascomycota; Eurotiomycetes; Onygenales; Arthrodermataceae
Exons: 1
Coding region: 1-825 (274 amino acids)
Biological process (GO): fatty acid metabolic process
Molecular function (GO): medium-chain fatty acid-CoA ligase activity
Source: RefSeq, a predicted model, not a curated record